AUGUACCUCGACCAGCAGCAGGCCAGCCGGUACUUCUGUGUCCUCAUGGGAGUUUGCCAGAGACGUUUGGACCAAUUCCUGACCGUCACGACUCAGGGCGAACUGUCUGUGGUGCGUUGGGCAGUGGAGUUUCCCAUGAAUCACACAAAGAACAAACUUCUAGAUGCCCUAUCAUGUAAGCCUGAAUAUGACCUCUCCUACUCACCUCCCCCAACCACCAUACUGAAACUAAGCAACUUUGAGUCCCCCAGAGACAGGGUGCUCCAGGUCUGGGCUGGGCCGUCCCCCCCGGCUGCGCUGGACCUCCAGGGUUGGCAGACCUCGGUAGACUGUGCCCGAGCCAACGAGCUUUGUGCCGCCGAGCCGGGCUGCAGCUCAAGUUACCGCACCUUGCGGCAGUGCCUGGCUGGCCGUGACCACAACACCAUGCUGGGGAACAGGGAGUGUCGGGCGGCGCUGGAGGUGCUGCAGGGAAGUGCCCUCUACGGCUGCCGCUGCAAGCGCAAGAUGAAGAAGGAGCUGCUGUGCCUGCAGAUCUACUGGAGCAUCCACCUUGGCUUGGCAGGGGGAGAAGAGUUUUAUGAAGCUUCGCCCUACGAGCCCAUCACCUCUCCUCUCUCUGAUGUAUUCAGACUCGCUUCAAUUGUCUCAGGAACAGACCCGGUAGCCAACUCGAGAAGCAACCAUUGCCUUGACGCAGCCAAAGCCUGCAACCUGAAUGACAACUGCAAGAGGCUGCGCUCCGCCUACAUCUCCACCUGCAACAAAGGGGUCUCAGCCACCGAGCACUGCAGCCGGCGCAAAUGCCACAAAGCCCUGCGCCAUUUCUUCGAUCGGGUGCCCAGCGAGUACACCCACCGGCUGCUCUUCUGCUCCUGCAAGAGCCAGGCCUGCGCUGAGCGCCGCCGGCAGGCAAUCGUCCCCUACUGCUCCUAUGAGGAGAAGGAGAAGCCCAACUGCCUGGCCCUGCGGAGCCAGUGUCGAGCAGAGCCACUCUGCCGGUCAAGACUGGCAGAUUUCCACACCAACUGCCAAGCCUUCCACCAGUUCCUCACCAGCUGCUCCAGGGACAACUACCAGGCGUGCCUGGGCUCCUACACUGGCCUUAUAGGUUUGGACAUGACCCCCAACUACGUGGAUGCAAGCUUCAGCAGCCUGGUGGUCUCCCCAUGGUGCUCCUGCCGAGGGAGCGGCAACAUGGAGGAGGAAUGUGAGAAAUUCCUGAAGGACUUCACUGAAAACCCUUGUCUCCGAAAUGCUAUUCAAGCCUUCGGCAACGGCACAGGCUUGACCUUCUCUUCCAAGUCCCUUCCGCUGCCACUCCUCACCCUGCCUCCUACGACAGGAAAGGGCUGCUCUUCGCCAUAUGACAUGAAUGACAGUAGCGUUGUCUGCAACACAAGCAUGAUCACCCCAUGCACCUCUGCUGAGGUAAGGCCAUUGCAGGUUCUCCUCUGA
Molecule: messenger RNA, 1458 nt
Organism: Python bivittatus (Burmese python)
Lineage: Eukaryota; Metazoa; Chordata; Lepidosauria; Squamata; Pythonidae
Source: RefSeq, a predicted model, not a curated record